Molecule: messenger RNA, 3419 nt
Organism: Jaculus jaculus (lesser Egyptian jerboa)
Lineage: Eukaryota; Metazoa; Chordata; Mammalia; Rodentia; Dipodidae
Gene: Tmem184b
Product: transmembrane protein 184B
Exons: 10
Coding region: 176-1420 (414 amino acids)
Biological process (GO): transport
Molecular function (GO): transporter activity
Source: RefSeq, a predicted model, not a curated record
GCGCUCUGUGGGAGCUGCUCUCAAGAGCUGAAUGCAGCUAAGGAGAUGGUUACAACUGACAUGGGUACUUUGAGGGAACCUGAGGCCAUUUCUGCCUUGGGCAAGUACUUUUCUGAGGCCAGGCCAUUGCUCACGGUAAGAGAUUCUCUGAGGGAGCCUGAAGUCACCAGCCACCAUGACAGUGAGGGGGGCUGCACUGGCCCCAGACCCCGCAUCACCCACAACUGCAGCCGCUUCGCCCAGUGUCUCCGCCACCCCUGAGGGCAGCCCCACCGCCAUGGAGCAGCCCGUGUUCCUGAUGACCACCGCUGCCCAGGCCAUCUCCGGCUUCUUUGUGUGGACAGCCCUGCUUAUCACCUGUCACCAGAUCUACAUGCACCUGCGCUGCUACAGCCGCCCCAACGAGCAGCGCUACAUCGUGCGCAUCCUCUUCAUCGUGCCCAUUUACGCCUUCGACUCGUGGCUCAGCCUCCUCUUCUUCACCAACGACCAGUACUACGUGUACUUCGGCACCGUCCGCGAUUGCUAUGAGGCCCUGGUCAUCUAUAACUUCCUGAGCCUGUGCUACGAGUACCUGGGAGGAGAGAGCUCCAUCAUGUCCGAGAUCAGGGGGAAGGCCAUCGAGUCCAGCUGCAUGUACGGCACAUGCUGCCUCUGGGGAAAAACCUACUCCAUCGGAUUCCUACGCUUCUGCAAACAGGCCACCCUGCAGUUCUGCGUGGUGAAGCCCCUCAUGGCUGUCAGCACCGUUGUCCUCCAGGCCUUCGGCAAGUACCGGGAUGGUGACUUCGAUGUCACCAGCGGCUACCUCUACGUGACCAUCAUCUACAACAUCUCCGUCAGCCUGGCCCUUUACGCCCUCUUCCUCUUCUACUUCGCCACGCGGGAGCUGCUCAGCCCCUACAGCCCUGUGCUCAAGUUCUUCAUGGUCAAGUCCGUCAUCUUUCUCUCCUUCUGGCAAGGCAUGCUGCUGGCUAUCUUGGAGAAGUGUGGGGCCAUUCCCAAGAUCCACUCGGCCCGUGUGUCUGUGGGUGAGGGCACCGUGGCAGCCGGCUAUCAGGACUUCAUCAUCUGCGUGGAAAUGUUCUUCGCAGCCUUGGCCCUGCGGCACGCCUUCACCUACAAGGUCUAUGCUGACAAGAGGCUGGAUGCGCAAGUGCCAACAUACGGCCCUUACGGCCGCUGUGCUCCCAUGAAGAGCAUCUCCAGCAGCCUCAAGGAGACCAUGAACCCACAUGACAUCGUUCAGGACGCCAUCCACAACUUCUCGCCCGCCUACCAGCAGUACACGCAGCAGUCCACGCUGGAGCCGGGGCCUACCUGGCGCGGCGGUGCCCACGGCCUCUCCCGCUCCCACAGCCUCAGCGGCGCCCGUGACAAUGAAAAGACGCUGCUGCUCAGCUCUGAUGACGAAUUCUAGGUGCGGGCGCUGGAAGGAGUGGCCUCAGCUUUGCCCUUGCCCUUUAUUUAUUGGACCAGAAAGAAACACUCACAUAUCUCUUCCAGAGGAACCAGGCCUAGGCUGUCUGCACCAGGGGCAGCCCAGACUCCCCACAGGCCUCCAGGAAUAUGUAGAUGUGGCCAGCCCUGGGGUUGGAGCAGAGGACAUUGGCCGCAGUUCCAUGCUUCUGCUGCCCACUCUGCACUGGGGAUACCCCAGUACCAGCCAUGCCUGGGCCCAAAUGCUUGUGUGUGGACCAGCAGCUACAGCCUAAGCCCCCUCCCCAACAAGACAUAGCCUACCCCCACACCGUGCAAUACCCCAACCUCGGCUCUUCGCGUGUGUGCCCCACCUUGUCUGUGAGAUCUGCCUGGCUCCAGGCAGAGGGACAUGGAUGCUCUGGGGACUCCCUCCCAAUUCAGGACUGGCAUGCUGCAAGCAUCAGAGCCAGGCCCCAGGAGCCUUGGGACCCAGCUAGUAAGGGGCGUCAGUGCCUGUAGGUCCUUCUGGUGAAGCAGGGGCCUCCGGACCCCUGGUGUCCUCACUGUGGCCACUCUGCCUGCCUCCUACCCUUCCUUCUGGCCUGCCAAGGAUAGCCAGCAGCCCAUACUGCCCUCUCACUUAGGUCCUGCUCUUGAUAGGUGGGGUAGAGCCCCCCCCCCCCACUUCCUGACUGCUCCAGGGGCUCCUCCAUGGAGCAGCCAGAGCCUCUGCUGGUCCUGGCCUCUCCCCAAGGCUUCUCCCUCCUAGGUCAGGGGAAGGUCUGAGCCUCCACAUUCCUGAAACCUCAGGGAUGCCAGGAGGGAUUGCCAUGUAGUGGAGGCUGAGGUAGGGCAUAAUCCCAGAAAAUCCCCCACCCCACCCCUGGGUCCUCUGGCUACAUGGGGCCCCAGCCCAUCUCUUCUGUGCCUUAGUCAAAUACGAAAGCCCCCUUCCAAGUCCCCACUGGCCCAGGCACCUCGGGGGUUCUUGUUAAGCUGCUGGCACUCAGGAUCCUGCAACACUGGGCCAGGCACGCUUGGCCAGGCCUCAGGAAUGGCUGGGACCACCCAUCCCCUCCCCUAGCCUCUGCACACCCAUAUCCCAAGCCUCUUUCCAGGGCCAGAGCCCCAGGCAGGUGAGCCUGUGCCAGUCACUGGCCUAAGAAGAAACUUCAAGGGAGGACAGCACAUACUCCUCGUGCGGGCAGAGCUCCCGGCAAGUGGACCCGGGCAGUGCCUGGGUCAGAGUUGCUGUAGCCUUGAGAAGAGGGUGGAGUGAGGGAGCAGGAAGGGGCCGGCUCUGUGACCUUCCUUUGGUACUCCUAGAACCAACAGGCUCCCUCGCUGGGCUCUGUGGGGAGGGUCCUCAUGGGACACUUGCAUCCCAGCAACAUUCCCUGCCUUCUUCCUUCUUUCGUUGUGACCCAGAGGCCUGCAUGUGGGCUACCACAGGGCCAGCUUUCAGUCCCACCUAGUCCUGAGCUGUCCAGGAUGGUGGCUGGCGGGUGUGAGCCCUUUCGGGAGUGACUCUGGCUCCCUCCCACGUCUGCUCACCAGUCUGUUUCUGACUCUUCCUCUCCUCUUAGGCCAAAGCGUGCAGCUGAUUCCUGUCCCCACGGGCCCUGCCCACCCUGGCCUGGCCUCGGGGUGCUCAGUGGCAGGGAACUAGUGGUUCCCAAUGACAUGGGAUGGGAACCUGUGCCCGACUGCGAUUUCCUCCUCCAUAGGAUGCAUAACCUAUCUUGUCUCUCUUUUUUUUAAAUUUUUUUUUUCCAGAUAGAGUAGCUCUUUGUACAUAAAAAAUACUUGAAAAUUAAUUGUAUGAUGUAUGAAAGGACAGAGUCCCCUAGUUUUGUAUCUCGUCGUAUGACUGCCAUGAGUUCCAUCAGAAAGCCGCUCUAUUUUGGUCUCUGUGACAUUUUAAAUGCGUGACAGAAAUGAGCAAAUAAAAUGAGAAAGAAAUAUAUAUGAAAUAAUAUAGAUUGUAUUGAAAUCUC